This is a messenger RNA of Phytophthora nicotianae INRA-310, 1149 nucleotides long. RefSeq lists its product as hypothetical. NCBI's taxonomy places the organism in Eukaryota, Oomycota, Peronosporomycetes, Peronosporales, Peronosporaceae. Bases 1 to 1149 code for a protein of 382 amino acids. The record is from RefSeq and is a predicted model, not a curated record. The transcript has a single exon.
AUGACGAAGCGCCCGUUACCAGAAAUUCUCUCUGAUGAGGUUGACCCCGUUAAAGAGAAGCACCCACGUUUGAAUACGCCGACCAAUGAUGGCGUUGUGCUACCGGAAGACAUCGAAGAGUUGUGCGGUUAUCUGGACGAGAACGAUGUCGAUCUACUACCGAAGCAGCCCGAUGAUCGCUUGAAGCGUGAGAUACGAGCUCUGAAAGCUGAGAAACAGGCCCUGCGGCGUGACUUAUCGCGUAGUCGGCGAGUUGGAAGAAAUCUCGAGAGUGACAUGAGCCGACUGCGUUGCCAGCGACACAGGGAGUUGAGCUAUGAGCGACGAGCUCAACGAGAUAUCCGUACUCGUGAAGACGGUGUGGCUAGCUGUGAACAAGACUGUAGACACGUGAUGAAAACUCUCUGUAGCCUGAAAGCUCACCUGCUAGACCAGAUAAGUUCGUAUGAGCAAAAGGAGGUGAAGCGCGUCGUUGAAAUGCUGAUUGAUCGAACGGAGGUGAAGUCUACGACAGCGUAUCUCCAGAAUACACAGGAAGACUUAAUGUGGUUACAGCAACUGGAAGAAGACUGGCAAGAGUACGCAGCCUCGGUGGGGAAGGAGCGUCUUGAAGUGGAGACGUUUGUCGCAGAAGAGAAACAACUUGUAACCAAGCAAGUUGAUGGUCUAAAGACGCAGUUGGACAGUACGCAACGCCGCCUACAAGAGGUGGAACAAGCUGGUGUAGAGCUGAAUGCCAUGUGCGACUUACUGCAGCAGGAAGUCACGUGCCAGUCACAGUGGCUCACAGGCUUCGCUCUCAACAGCAUGGCAAUGGUUAGCAUCCAAGACCAGCUAGCCAAGAGAUUGGAAGAAACACAAGCAGAAUGGCAGCAAAGUUUGAGCCAAUUACGACAAGAACGCGACGAGAUUCAAGUAGAAAAGUCGAAGCAGCUAGACCAGCUCGAAUUUGAAACGACGGAGCUCCAACAGCAGCUUCGUGUAUCUCAGUUCAGCGAGUUGAAUGCUCAGAAUGAACUCCAGGUUUCCCAGAAGACUGCAGAGACCUACAAAACUCAAAAGAAGAAGCUGCAAUCGGAGCUGAAGACGCUUCAAGACCAGGUCAAGACGCUGCAGACCGAGCUCAGGAUUGCGAAACCUGAAAUUUAA